CAAGUUAUCGUUAGAUUCCAAAGCUAACACACAUGGAGAACAUAGAGCACAAGCAGAUACGCGUAAACGGAAUCAAUAUGCACGUAGCCGAAAUAGGCCAGGGUCCGGCUAUCCUAUUCCUCCAUGGCUUCCCGGAGCUCUGGUACACUUGGCGCCACCAGCUGCUCUCCCUCUCCGCCAAGGGCUACCGCGCUAUAGCCCCCGACCUUCGCGGCUACGGAGGCACUGACGCGCCGUCUUCCGCUUCCAGCUACACCGUUUUCCACAUUGUCGGCGACCUAGUCGCCCUGCUCGACUCGUUAGGCCUCGACAAGGUCUUCCUUGUCGGCCAUGACUGGGGUGCCUCCACCGCCUGGCACUUCUGCUUGCUUCGCCCUGAUAGAAUCAAGGCACUCGUCAAUUUGAGCGUUGCUUUCAGUCCGAGGAACCCUAAGCUCAAGCCGGUCGAAAGAAUGCGCUCAAUGUUUGGCGAUGAUUACUAUAUUUGCAGAUAUCAGGAACCUGGAGAAGCAGAGGAGGAAUUCGUUCGUGCUGGUACUGAUAGAAUAAUUAGGAAAUUCUUAUCAAAUCGUGAUCCAAGUCUGCCUAUAGUACCUAAAAGUGUAGGGUUUGGGGGACCACCUGAUGAACCCAUACAAAUGCCUUCUUGGUUAUCAGAAGAAGAUGUGGACUAUUAUGUGAGCAAGUUUGACCACACUGGCUUCACUGGUGGAUUAAACUACUAUAGAGCACUUGACUUAAAUUGGGAGCUGAUGGCACCAUGGACAGGGGUACAGAUAAAGGUUCCUGUUAAAUUUGUGGUCGGAGAUCUUGACGUCACCUAUAACACUCCUGGUGUGAAGGACUACAUCCACAAUGGUGGGUUCAAACGAGACGUUCCAUUUCUGCAGGAGGUGGUUAUAAUGGAAGGGGUGGCACACUUUUGCAACGAGGAAAAACCAGAAGAUAUUAGUCUGCACAUAUAUGACUUUAUUCAGAAGUUCCCCUAACUCAUUGCUUGAGUGUGUCGAAGUCCCACGAAUAUAAAUAUAAUUGUAAUUGUUCCUAUAUAACAUGAAUUAUGUAUAACUUGCUAGCUAUUGUAUGAAAUAUUUAGUGAAAUAAAAUAAAAUACAUGAUG
Messenger RNA from Cuscuta epithymum, 1120 nucleotides. Lineage: Eukaryota; Viridiplantae; Streptophyta; Magnoliopsida; Solanales; Convolvulaceae. The record is from the annotation of a GenBank genome assembly.